Molecule: messenger RNA, 4574 nt
Organism: Equus caballus (horse)
Lineage: Eukaryota; Metazoa; Chordata; Mammalia; Perissodactyla; Equidae
Source: RefSeq, a predicted model, not a curated record
GCAGGGGAGGCUCGCGGCUGUUCCUUUGUUGCGGGAAAGCGGUGGCUGCGCGGGCGUUGCCUGGAGAACGCCGCGACUCACAGUGGCAAAAUGGGCCUCUCCCCGACGCCCCUCCUCCCCUGCCUCCUCCCUGGCCACAAAGCAAAGGGCACCCCUUCCUGGUGGAUGUCGGGGCAGCGGUUGCCGGGUGUCCCAUCCAGAGUUUUGCAGGGUCCCCUGAGGGACCCGUGGCGGAACCGACCCCAAGUUCGUCGGAUUCCGCCUCUGUCUUCAGGAGGCUGGUUAAACAGAGAACAAGAUCAGAGUGAAAAAUGAGAGACUCUUAAAAGUGGAAACUUACUAUUUGUCGCUUUACAAGAAACUGGACAAUGGCUUAUUUCAGUAAGAUGGAUGUCAUCAAUGUCAACGCCUUGCCCGUGGUGCCACUGGAUGAGCACCUGGCUGUCUCACCUGUUACACGGAACGUGAUGAAGAAUGCCAUGAGGAAGACUCUGGAGGACCAUCCACCCUCGUGCUUUGUUGGCUCCAUGCACCAGGUAAACCAAACGAUUGGUGAAAUGGAUCUAAGUCCCAACCCAUUGGUCAACAGCCUGGCAAUUGAGAGAUUUGAGUUGGAGAAGAAGGCUUUAAAAGAGAAAAGUUGCAGCAGCCCCGGAGACAGAGGCAAAAAUCAGAGAAAAGCACAGUAUACUUGCAGAGGCUCAGCAUCCAGGAAUGUCAAGUCUUUCGUUAGUAAAAGGAAAACAGCAGAUAAAAAUCUGCUGGCAGAGCUGUACCAGUAUCUACAAUUUAACGACUCUAGGCCAAAUGAGCUUCCAAAUGGGGUGGACUUCUGUGACUUGGUAGGCAAUGUGAUCCGGGCUGAGAGAAACCCCUGUAGUGGCAAGUCUUUCUGUUCAGAUAGAGAAUUAGAGAACUUUUUCUCUUCUCCUUCUCCAAGAGCCAUAUGGCUGGACAGCUUCUGGUGGCUCUUUCAUGAAAGGUACCAGCCAAACAAGGAGGUCCAGAACAAGCUGUUUGACCGGAUAUCCCAACACUACGCCGCUCUUUUGUUUCAUGAACCCAAGUCCCACUAUGAAGAGGCAAUCUUAAAAAGGCUGCCAUCACUUCUGAGUAAAGCCCUGUACACCAGCUUCUGCUGCUGCUUCCCGCAGUCCUGGUUCAACACGCACGAGUUCAAGUCUGCCGUCUGUAACACGAUGAGCCUGUGGAUCUCAGGUAUAUAUCCUUGCCCACAGAGCUAUAACAGCUGGGACUACUCAGAACUGGAUCCAGAGAGAUUCCGGAGAGAAGAGUUAAUGUUGCAUAGAAGAACGCUGAUAAAGGAAAGGGAGCUUUCUCUCCUCGCUUCUAAGAGAUGCUUCUCCCACAAGUCCGCCUGGAGCAGGAAAGCCCACUGCCCUCAGUCUACUAAUGUAAGUUCAACCAGGAAGAAUUCAGAGGCUAGCUCCCGAAAACAGAAUACCACAAAAGAGCCUUGUUCGCAGACUCUGGUCUUGAAGAAAGCUACACAACAAGUCAAGGGGAUAUCAGAAGCCAAACAAUAUCAGAAAAUACUUCCUAAGCAGUCUCACCCCGCCUGCAGAAGCCCUGAGAUGACUUCAAACCUCUUCAACGUGUACGGGAAGAGCCCUCUGAUCGCGCACUUCCUCCACAACCAUGCCACUCUGCUGCAGCGUGGCGAAGACGUGUUGGUAGCCAGGAGGGAAAAGAGCAAGACCAUCCCUGAAUGCAGCCUGACCUACGCUGACGUCAUCAGACUGACCCUGCGCAACAUGAAGAAGCGGAGGGACACCCUGCGCCAGUUGAACCAGCUUCACUGGACGGAAUGGAAUUAUUUCGAUGUGUACCUCAAGGAGCUGCAGGACAACUUCCUCAGGGAGGUGAAGAAUAUCAACCAAAGAGCAAUAGAUAAAAAAAAGGCAAAUCACAUGUGCAUUCCACCCGUCACCUUCAUGGAGGAAUUGUCUGAUAAGAAGUCUGUAGAAAGCUGUCAGAGGGAGGCUGCGUUUCUGGCAAGGAAGAGAUAUAAGGAGCAAGAAAGAGAAUGGAAACAGAAGUCGAACUACUCUCCCUUUGCUCCUUCAUCCUCUGGUGAAUUCUCUUCUCUGAGAUCAGAAAGUCCCUACAAAAUUGCUGAUGCUCCUGCGACAAGCGAGGUCACUGAGGAGCCAAAAGCAAUGCAGAGAAAGAAAGUCACCUUCCUGACCGUCUCACUUUCCAACUCACCCAAAUGAACCUUUUCCAAGAGUUGGGAGAACUUUUCGGAUGAAGCCUGAACACAUUGUUAGGUUUACUCUAAAACAGAAACAACAAAAUAAACCAAAAAAUAGUACUGAAACACAUUUAAUCAUUCGCAGUCCAUGGGACAAUGAAUAUUGUAGUUCACUCCUACCCUGGGCCCAAGUCAGGAUUCACAUUGAAGUCAAGGCACCUCACUCAUGCAUGCAUUUACUUACUAGUUCUUUGAUUCACUUGUUAAGAAGAAGACUAUGGAAUGUAUAAUAUUGUUAUGUAACAUUAAUGGUAAUCAUAGGAGACAUCAUUUACUGAGCACUUACUAUGUCCUGAGGACUCUAAGUCCUUUUUAGACAUUAUCUUGGUUAGCCCUCCUGGGGGCCCCCCAAGUUGGGUAUUAUUGCCUUCAUUUCUCCUAGGAGGACCCCGGGGCUUAGAGAGGUUGAGCAAGCAUUCACUAGGUAUCUACUCUGUGCCAUGCCUGCACCAAGCCCUGUGCAUACAGAGAUGAAUAAAGACGCAGUCCCUCACCUUAAGGGGCACACAGUCUGGAAGAGGGGGAAGGAUGUGUGAGCCAAGAAAUGCAUUAAUACUUGGUGAGAUCUCUGUGGAAUCCAAGAAAAACCAAAUGAGAAAGACUUCGCUGAGGCUCAAAGGUAAAGGACCAGUGUGUGGAAGGACAUACAGCUGGGCUGAGGGGCUUGGCCUUUAGCAUUUGGGCCUCAGGGCACACGGGAGUAACGUGUUCUGUGUUGGAGCAGUCCACCAGGCACAGCCGAGAGGGAAGAAAGAGUGCACACGGCUGUCUGCCUGAAAUGAGCAGCCCAGGUCUUGGGACGUGUGGUAUUUCCCAGAGACAUGCGUCUUCACUUGAACCCUCAGGGUAACCGUAGGUGACCCCCUUGGAGAAUAUUGCCCAGGUAAAGGGAUAGAGGAAGGGUGAAUGGAAAGGAGCUCAAUCUUUGGCUUUGAAUGCCUGCCCUGCUUCAUAAUAGAUGCAUGGCUUUAGGCCUGGUAGCCGUGUGACUUGACCUUUCUGAACUUGUUUUCUGGAAUGCAGAAAGGGAAUGCCGUCUCUGAGGGUAGUGCUGUUGUGGUGGUUAAAUGAGAGAAUUUAUGCAAAGUUCCUGGCACAGCAUAUUUCCCUUGAUAAUUGCUACCAGCUAUUAUUAUCAUUGUUGUUCUCAUUGCUGUUAAGAAGUAUAGUGUUCUCCAGAAACCAGGACAUGUUGAGCACCUGUCAUGAACAAGGCACCACGGAGCUCACAUAACCAGAGCGCUCUCUCACCUUCCCUUCGCUACGCAAGCCACAGUCGACUCUUUAUUUGCAGCUCCUCUAAGGAGCCAUGCUCUCUCCUAUUUCUGGGCCUUGUGCCUAUUGCUGAUUCUGUACCUGAAAAUCCCUUCUCCUCCCUCUUCUCUUCUAACUCCCAACAUCACUAAUUCCUGUUCCUCUUUCAGGACGCCAAGUAGAUGUCUCCUUCUUCAGGAAGCCCUCCCUGAUACACCACCAGCAGAGUUGGCACAUGUGCCCCUCCUGCGUGCUCCCACAGCCUUUCGUGCACCCCCAUUAUGGUAGCAGUUACCAUGGUGGAUGUAUUUGCCUGUUUCCCCGUCUAUCUCUACCACUAGCCUCCACCCAGAAAGAAGGUCUCCUGGUUUUCUGGGCCCAGAGCAAACUGCACUGCUGUCUUUCAGGAUGUUCUGUUGCACAGCUUAGGGCCAAGAUCAUCCCUGCAUGGACCCCUUCCAGAAAAUACCGAGGACUCGUAACCAUAGGCCUCUUAGGAAGUUCAAGAUGAAAAGACCUGUCUCUGCUUUUUGUAAAUAUUAGAAGGGAAAAUUAUGGGGCAGAAUUCUUUGUCCUUUCUUAGGGAAGCAGGGUGAGCAUUGAGGGGAACUAACGUUCAAGAAGCCGUAGCUGUAGUGUGGGAUAAAGCAAAGGAGCGACUGCGGGACACUCCAAUUCUGUCGCUGCCAGCGUGGCCGAGAACCAGGGCUUGGCAUGGGAGCAGCGAGAUUCAGGUGUUAAACUGGAGGAGAUGAAGUUCACAAUCCUACAGCCCUGAUUUUGAGUUGUGAAUUGAGGACGUAUUUUAUCUUUAAAAACAAACAGUUGCCUGAGGAAAUGAAGGGGAGAAAUAGCUAGAAAGGGGAAGGGAGGAGAGGACAGAGGGAUUACAGAGGCCUGCAGAAACUUUUGGGGGCGAUGGAUAUGUUCCUCUGUUCAUUGUGGUGAAGGAUUCGCAGGUACAGACACACGAGACAUGCACUUUAAAUAUGUACUGUUUCUUGUAUGUCAUUUACACCCCAAUAAAGCUAUUUUUUUAAAAAAA